AUGGGUUCCUUAAGAACGUUCAUUAAGUCUGUUAGAAAGGCGAAAACAAUUGCCGAUGAAAGAGCCGUGAUUCAAAAGGAAUCCGCGGCAAUUCGUACUUCGUUUAGAGAUGUUAGUCUUGACCAAACCACCAGAAGAAUCAACAUUUCCAAACUUGUUUACUUAUACAUCAUGGGAGAAAAGACCCAUUUUGGACAAGUUGAAUGUCUUAAAUUAUUGGCCUCACCAAGAUUUGCCGAUAAGAGAUUAGGCUAUUUAGCCUGUAUGUUGAUCUUGGACGAGAAUCAAGAAGUGUUGACUUUGUUGACCAAUUCUCUUGAUAAUGACAUGCAACACCCUAAUGCAUUUGUUGUUGGUUUGGCAUUGACGUGUCUUGGAAAUAUUGCAUCUCCUGAAUUAGCCAGAGAUUUACAUGCCGACGUGGAAAAGAUUCUUCACUCUAAGAAUUUUUACUUGAAGAAAAAGGCUUGCUUUGUUGCUGCUAAGUUAGUCGAGAAAGAUCCUGAUUUAGCAGAAUAUUUUGCUGAUAAAAUCAAUGAUUUGAUUAACGAGAAACAGCCUGCAGUUUUGUUGGGUACUUUAAGAUUAAUUGAGUCAUUAUAUUUGUCGUCCGAACCAGAACAACGCAUGGCUUUAUUGAAGACUAUACCUAAGAUCGUCGGACAUUUGAAGAGAGUAACUACUAGCGGGUAUCAACCAGAUUACGAUGUUAUGGGUACUUCAGAUCCAUUCCUUCAAGUUGCUUUGUUGUCUACUUUGAGAACCUUGGCCACGGACGAAAGUUGUCCUGCUCAAUAUUUGGAGGAAAUCAAUGAUAUAUUAACCCAAGUGGCUUCUAAUAUAGAUAGUGGUAAGAAUGCCGCUCAUGCUAUAUUAUACGAAUGUGUCAAGACGAUUUUCUCCAUUCAAUCAGACCAAUCAUUGAAAAUCCUAGGAGUUAAUUUAUUAGGGAAGUUCUUAUCUACCAAGGAUAACAAUACCAGAUACGUAGCAUUGGAUACGUUGUUGGCAGUUAUCAAUAUCGAGCCUUUAGCCGUGCAAAGACACAGAUCCACCAUCGUUGAUUGUUUGUCAGACGGUGAUAUUUCAAUUAGAAGAAGAGCGUUGGAAUUAUCAUUUGGGAUUUUGAACGAACAAAAUAUUCGAGUUUUAGUUCGUGAAAUCUUGACAUUUUUGGAAAAUUGUCAUGAUCAAGAAUUGAAACCAUACAUUACUUCCCAAUUAACUAUCGCCGCUAAUAAAUAUUCUCCUAAUGAGAAGUGGCAUUUUGAUACCUUAAUGCGAAUGUUGAAGGUGUCGGGAAAUUCUUUAACUUCCGAUAUCGUGUCUAAUAUCUUGGCAUUGAUCUUACAAUGUAACGAUGGGGAAUUAAAGAAACAUAUCGUCUCUAAAUUAUUCUCUUUGUGUUUGGAAGAUCCAGAACAAUAUUGUCUUGCAUUAAUCACUGUUUGGACUUUGGGCGAGUAUGGUGAUUUAAUAUUGGGAUCAACUGUUGAAGUCAAUCUGAAGAAUGUUCAAGUCACUGAAGCUGCAAUUGUCCAACUCAUAGAGGAUCUCAUUAACAAGUCUACUUAUUCUGAAUCAGAAACUGUCCAGUUGGUAUCUUACGUUUUAACUGCUGUCAUUAAGUUAUCAAUUAAAUUUAGAGACGCUCAAAUUAUCGAAAGAUUAAGAUUGAUAAUCAACUCAAGAACCCGUGAUAAUAACUUGGAAAUCCAAGUUAGAGCCGUGGAGUAUCAAGAAAUUUUUGCUCAAGAUGCAACUUUAAAGAAAGGGUUAUUAGCAAGAAUGCCCGCACCACCAAUAAAACAACGUGAAUCGUUAACUUUGAAUAAGACCACAGGGGCAAAACCAAAGAGAGCUGGAGGAGUUGCUUCUGCGCUUGGAGGCACUGACGACUUGUUGCUUGACUUAAUGGACGAUAAUAAUGAUACAAAUACUGCUCACGCAGCCGAACCACAGCAGGAUGUCUUGAUGGAUAUAUUCGGAGGCAGUGGUGCUGGCCAAGCUCAAUCUACUACAACUGCAACCAACAGUAACGCUGCUAUACUAGACCUUUUCAAUGCUCCACCUGCAUCCGCUGUUGGCAUUGGUUCUUCUCCAUCAGUUAGUGAAAUUGAAGCAUUUACUAAUAGUUAUAUCCAUGUAAGCUUCACCCCAAAAUCAUUCCCUAAGGAUGGUCAUGCUAUAAUGGAAGCAGUGAUUAGAUCGAAUACAAACGAAACAAUCAGCCAAUUCCAAUUAUUAAUCGCUGUUCCAAAGACCCAAAAGUUGAGUAUUUCUUCGACUUCUGGAGGUGAUCUGUUAACACCUGGUGGAACUCCAAUUAGACAAGUGUUGAAAAUUGUCGGUAAGGCUGGAGCUAAGAUAAAGUUGAGAGUUAAGGUUAAAUACAGUGUCAGUGGUAAUUCCGUCGAAGAACAAUUUGAUUUUGCUGGAUUCCCUGAAACUUUAUAG
Spathaspora passalidarum NRRL Y-27907 is the source of this 2457-nucleotide messenger RNA. It is a transcript of the gene APL4, whose product is annotated as Apl4p. Gene Ontology annotation, molecular function: clathrin-cargo adaptor activity. The coding region runs from base 1 to 2457 and encodes 818 amino acids. Gene Ontology annotation, cellular component: membrane coat; Golgi apparatus; AP-1 adaptor complex. The transcript has a single exon. Gene Ontology annotation, biological process: intracellular protein transport; Golgi to vacuole transport; receptor-mediated endocytosis. NCBI's taxonomy places the organism in Eukaryota, Fungi, Ascomycota, Pichiomycetes, Serinales, Debaryomycetaceae. The record is from RefSeq and is a predicted model, not a curated record.